AAAAAUACUAAAUCCCGUAUUACUAACUUCAUGUUAGUUACGAGUUUGUACAAUGACAGACUUUAAAAGUCAUUUAAGACUUAACAGGAAUUCAGUUGAGUUGUUUUUGCGUAAAAAUUGUUGAUUGGGCAGACGGCCAAUAUGGUUUUGCGGCCGUUGGUCGAGCGAGGAAAAAUCGAGGUGAAUACGGACGGUCCGUCGUACAGAUCGUGUGCGACAGCCGACCGAUUUUGAACACAAGGACACCGAUAAAUAUACAUACCAACACAGGUUACGAAUCGUAACCGACCGUCGUCAUCGGGCCAGUCAUUCCGGACACUAACCGAUCGUCGUGAACGUGUGCACCGUAUCGCGAGCCGAUGUCCGCAGCCGGGAGAAGACUGUGCGCCGCGGCCGCGUACGUGUUGGACAAGCAUUUGUUCGCGACCAACACGUUCAGCGGUUCCGCGAUCAUGUGUUUCGGCGACGUAGCGCAGCAGUGCGUUGAACGAUACCACGGGCUGUCCGACGGCCACGACAACGAAAGAACAGCGCGAAUUGCUGUUGUGGGUUGUAUACUGGGAUCAAUACAACAUUUUUUCUAUCAGUUAUUGGACAAACGGUAUCCAACUAGAGACAAUCUAACAAUAUUCAGAAAAAUACUCAUCGAUCAAACUGUAUGUACACCCAUCAACAUUGCGAUAUUCAUUUAUGGACUGGGUAUUUUAGAAAAUAAAACUUUUGCCAACAUGAAUGAAGAAUUUAAGAACAAAUCUUUAAUGAUAUUUUUGGUUGACUGUGCUGUUUUUGUUCCAUCACAAUACAUAAAUUUCAAGUUUCUAGAUCCAAAAUAUAGACUUCUAUUCACAAACAUAGUUUCUAUUAUGUAUGAUACUUUUCUCUCUUACAUUAAAUAUACACAUGAUAUUCUCAAAUCAAUGGAAAUACAAAAAAAAUGCAAAAAAAAUAAAAUCAUUCAAUAUAAUGAACUCUUGAAAAAGUAUAGCUGCAAGCCUAUCAAGUCUGCCAUGAAGAUCACCACCACUGUAUACACAACAAUUUUGUACAUGCUUAUAUACAAUUUCAUAAUUUAUACAAGCCAAAUAAUUAGGCUAUUGUUUAAAUAUUUAUACAUC
Molecule: messenger RNA, 1115 nt
Organism: Sipha flava (yellow sugarcane aphid)
Lineage: Eukaryota; Metazoa; Arthropoda; Insecta; Hemiptera; Aphididae
Product: mpv17-like protein 2
Exons: 6
Biological process (GO): mitochondrial ribosome assembly
Cellular component (GO): membrane; cytoplasm
Source: RefSeq, a predicted model, not a curated record